Symbiodinium natans is the source of this 2697-nucleotide messenger RNA. Lineage: Eukaryota; Dinophyceae; Suessiales; Symbiodiniaceae. The record is from the annotation of a GenBank genome assembly.
AUGGAAUUAGUUGAACUACAGAAGAGCUUCGUCUUCGCCAUCGUCGCAUCGGCUUGGCGCCAAGGCCCCACCUGGUCCUUGGUGUUGAGCUAUGAGCAAGAGCUUCGCAAAGCCGCGUAUCGCUACAUUCGUGACGGUCAGUGCAAAGACUUGCGUGCUGCUCUUGAGAAGGCGUGUGAUGCCCCGGAGGUUUUGACCACACACUUUAUCGUCCCGUUCACCUUGGGCAAGGCCGAGGAUCCUGUGGAUAUGCCCGACUUGACAAAGGUGCCUUGGCUGCAUCAUGGAAAAGGUGGCAAGGGCAAAGGUGGCGGCAAAGCUCCGGAUUGGGGGCGGCAAUGGGGGAAGUCUAACAAGACUCCUGAUGGCAGGGCUCUAUGCUUCAAGUUCAACGAUCCUUCCUGCCGGGGGUCGGUUGCGCAGCGUGCAGUUGCUGAUCCUGGCAAGCGAAAGUCUGUGGCCACUGCAGAUGAGGCCGUGUCUGGUGAUGAAGAGGAACUUUGGAACAAUAUCUUUCCCAGCCGUGCCUACUCUGGCCUAGAGUAUGAAGAAGGAGGCGACGGUAUUCGCAUCGCUGGUUUGCGAGGGACAGGGCCACCGCUGUACUGUCGUAUGGGUGGUGCACGGAAGCCUUUCACCGAUGGUUGCGGUCUGUGCUCCCCUGGUCGAUGGCCUCCCUCUGCCAGGCAGGAUGCUUACGAGAAUGUGAAGUUGUCCUUCCAUCAGCGCCUUGCGACAAAGCUGCAUAACUUUGUGGGCGCAAAGCUCAAUGUGCGUGACUUGGCGUUUAAGCUUGCUGCAGGUGUUGUCAAGGAGGCCCCCUUCAGUGACGAAAUGCUGGAGGAAGGCAGAAGCAUCAUCUGGAAGGAGCUUCGUGAUGCGGGAUGCCAGCUACCUGUAGAGGAGAAGAGCCCUGGUCAGCCCUUCUACCUCGCGGCCAUCGAGGAACUGCUACGGCUGGCUGGGGAUCCAGAUUCUGCUGCGUUUUACACAAGUCAAGACUCCUUUGCGAAAGGAGUGCGCCUAGGUGUCGGUGUGGAGCUGCCACGCGUGCCUGCUGUUUUCACUGCCAAGGAACGAUGGAGGACCUACCCAGAUGGUCCUGACGGGACGGUGCUUCGGGACAACUAUGUAUCCGCUAAAGAACAUGCAGCAGAACGGAGCUUGGUCGAGACGGACUUGGAGGCUGCGUGCAGGGAGCUCGGCGAAGUGUCAGUCGCCUCACUUGGAGCCAUCGAGAAGAAAGAUGGAUCCUACAGGGUGACCCAUGACGCAACGCAUGGCCUGUCUGUCAACAGUAUGAUAAAGGUUCGGGAUCAGAUGCGCUGCCCUGGGGCCGGAGACCUUCGGCGAGCUUUGCAGACUUUGCCUACAGCGUACUUCGCCCUCUCAGGGGAUGUGGCGCGUGCCCAUCGCCUCGUAAAGAUUGCAAAGCGGGACUGGAAGCAUCUUUGCUGUCGCACUGGCACCAAGAGAGAUGACGUAAUAUGGGUGAACUGCGUGGGUACCUUUGGUGUCUCGUCAGCUGCGUACCACUGGUGUCGUCUGAUGUCAGGACUUGGGCGCUCUGCGUUCUUCUUGUUCGGCAAGUUCGGCUGGAUGCAACUUGUUUACGUCGACGAUCUUCUCUGGCUCGUCGGCGACAAAGGCGGCAUUGAAAAGCUGAUCACAGUGAUCUUUUACUACUCAGCACUGGGGUUGCCGUUUGCUUGGAAGAAGUUUUCAGGUGGCCUCGUGUGCAAGUGGGUCGGUUUCGAGUUGACACUGGCUGAGAGAGCCUUAGGACUCACUGAGGGAAGGGCAAAAUGGAUAAUCUCCUGGGUGUCGCAUACUGUGGAUGCUGGUGCAGUUCGAAUGGCAGAUUUUCGCGCAGUGCUCGGCAGGCUUUCGUUUGCAUUCACUGUACUUCCCAACUUCCGACCGCUCUUGGGACCGUUGUAUGCCUGGAGUGCAGCGAUGGGAUCCUUCCACAGUCUUCCCUUGCCAAAGCUGGUGGUCGUGCUCUUGAACUUCUUGAAGGCUUCGCUAGAAAGACUUGGGAGAAAUGCGGCAGUCGCCGACCACUGUGAUGCAGAAAGAGAGCUCUUUCGGACGGAUGCCCGGGCCGAAGGCGACGAGGUGUGGAUCGGGGGCUUCGCGUUAGACAAUGGCACGUUGUCAGAGUGCCGCUGGUUUGCCGAGCGCAUCUCGCACAACACAGGCAAAUGGCUCUUUCUGGCCGGAGAGUCCUAUCGUGCCAUUGCAUCUUUGGAGCUUCUCGCGACCUUGACAGCAGUAGUACUCUUUGGCGUUCCAGGGGGUCAACAUCUUGGCUGUGCUUGCUCAGCUAGCACCGACAAUCGCGGCAACGCCUUUGCCGUCUCAAAGUUGAUGACGACGAAAUUUCCCCUAUGUGCCUUUUUAUUGGAACUCGCCAUGCAGCUUCAGAUGAAGUCGUCAGAGCUGCAGUUGAGAUGGCUUCCCAGGCUCCAGAAUGUCGAAGCAGACCGGCUCACUAAUGGUGAUUUCACCGGCUUCAGCGAUCAUAAGCGGUUGCGGUUUUCGGUGGAUGAGUUUAGUGGCAUUUUGCUUUCGGACAUGCUUGACUUGGGCUCCGAUCUCUAUGGCUCGAUCAGGGAGGCCAAGACGAAGGGCAAGCUGCGGAUUCCUAAGACGCGCAGAGAAGACACGCUCAAAUGCAGAGAUCCUUGGAUGUAG